UCGGAAGAGUCAUAAUGUCGGUUGCUUUCGCAGCUCACAGGCAGCGCGGAAAGGGCGAUAUAACACCGGCGGCGAUACAGAAGUUGUUAGAUGAGAACAACCAUUUAAUUCAGUGCAUAAUGGAAUUUCAGAGCAAAGGAAAAACUGCAGAGUGCUCACAGUAUCAGCAGAUGCUGCACAGGAAUUUGGUGUACCUGGCUACCAUAGCAGACUCCAACCAGAACAUGCAGUCUUUGCUACCUGCUCCACCCACACAGAACAUGCCCAUGGGGCCAGGGGGGAUGAGUCAAAGUGGGCCCCCCCAGCCCCCCCAUGGCCACAGCAUGCCGUCAGAGGGCAUGGUCAGCAGCGGCCCCCCCGCCUCCCACAUGCAGAACCAGAUGAACGGGCAGAUGCCUGGACCCAACCACAUGCCAAUGCAAGGCCCAGGACCCGGCCCCACCCAGGGGCCCAGUGUGCCCAGUGGCUCUAUGAGCGUGCCUCCCAGUAGCCAUGGCUCCAUGGGCGGCUACGGCCACACUGGACCUCCCUCUUCCCAAGGCAUGGCCACACAGGGCCAGAUAAACAUGACCCAGGGACAGUCCAUGGGCAGUUACGGCCCACGGCCCAGCAUGAACAUACAGCCUAACCAAGGUCCUAUGAUGCACCAGCAGCCGCCCUCCCAGCAGUACAAUGUUCCAACUGGUGGAGGCCAGCACUAUCAGGGCCAGCAGAACCCUAUGGGCAUGAUGGGCCAGGUGGGCCAGGGCAACCACGUCAUGGGGCAGAGGCCUAUGCCCCCCUACAGGCCACCACAGCAAGGACCCCCCCAGCAAUACCCAGGCCAGGAGGACUAUUAUGGGGAGCAGUACGGUCAUGGAGGACAAGGAGCACCUGAAGGUCAUAAUGAUUACGGUUUUCAGCAUCCGUCGUAUCCUGAACAGGGCUACGAUAGGCCUUUUGAGGAUUCCUCACAACAUUACUACGAAGGAGGAAACUCCCAGUAUGGGCAGCCGCAGGAACCUUACCAGCAAGGUCCGCCCCAGCAGCAAGGGUACCCACCCCAACAGCAGCAGCAGUAUCCAGGGCAGCAGGCCUACCCAGGCCAGCAGCAGGGAUAUGGGCCCUCACAGGCAGCCCCAGGACAGUAUCCCAACUACCCUCAGGGCCAGGGCCAGCAGUAUGCAGGUUACCGGCCCCCCCAGCCAGGGCCCACACAGGGCCAGCAGCAGCGCCCUUAUGGUUAUGAUCAGGGUCAGUUUGGGAAUUACCAGCAGUGAGGUACAAAAGUUACACUCCCUGAGCAGCAGUGCUGUGCCCUCAGGACUGGAAUUACUCCAGUAAUGAGAAUCUCU
Molecule: messenger RNA, 1334 nt
Organism: Scleropages formosus (Asian bonytongue)
Lineage: Eukaryota; Metazoa; Chordata; Actinopteri; Osteoglossiformes; Osteoglossidae
Product: protein SSXT-like
Exons: 11
Coding region: 15-1259 (414 amino acids)
Biological process (GO): positive regulation of transcription by RNA polymerase II
Cellular component (GO): nucleus
Molecular function (GO): transcription coactivator activity
Source: RefSeq, a predicted model, not a curated record